Messenger RNA from Diplodia corticola, 642 nucleotides. RefSeq lists its product as uncharacterized. Bases 1 to 642 code for a protein of 213 amino acids. Gene Ontology annotation, cellular component: membrane. The record is from RefSeq and is a predicted model, not a curated record. Lineage: Eukaryota; Fungi; Ascomycota; Dothideomycetes; Botryosphaeriales; Botryosphaeriaceae. The transcript has 2 exons.
AUGUUUCGCCUCUCCCCUUCACUGCUUGACUGGCAACUUAAAUACGUCGACUUCUACUCUUUCCACCUCCCACGCACUCAACCUCAGCACCCACUCGCUCGAUCGCUCGUUGUCUCACCCGCAAGGAUGAACUUUCUCAACGCCAUUUCAGCCACCGCGCGCAAGGCGUUUCAAGGCGUCUCUACUGUCGCCAGCACCGUGGUGAAAAAAAUCUCGGACGCUUCGGUGAAUAUCAGGAACAGCUUCAAUGCUUUUAGCGCUACAGCUCCCCGCAAGCUGAGGAGGUUUCUUCUCGACGCCCACUGCACACUGCGCUAUAAGAUUCGCCAGGUUCUCGACUGGAUCAAGAAGCAUCCAUACCUUACUGCCUUGAUCGUCCUCGCAAUCAUCUUGGCUAUCGUGGUUCCUCCCGUCGCCCUCCACGCCGCUGGCUUCACCGCCACCGGUGUCGUUGCUGGUUCCGCUGCGGCGGCGAUCCAGUCAUCCAUCGGCGGAGCUGUCGCGGCCGGAAGCCUCUUUGCCAUCCUCACGAGCGCUGGAAUGGGCGGAUACGGCGUUGCCAUUCUCGUUGGCUGUUUGCUGGCCUUGUACGCCGGUGUUGCGGUUGGAGGGAUUUCCACGUACCGGUCCUUCCACUUCUGA